Messenger RNA from Paraglomus brasilianum, 318 nucleotides. The record is from the annotation of a GenBank genome assembly. Lineage: Eukaryota; Fungi; Glomeromycota; Glomeromycetes; Paraglomerales; Paraglomeraceae.
AUGUCAAAAUUGAAGAAGGGUCCUAUGCUACAAUACAUCAACCAGAUUGCAUUGGAGUCUACUAUAUCUAAACUGGAUUUAUACUUGCACAGAAUAUUCCUCUCGCGUAUCAUGACAGACAAUGGACGCAAAGCAAAUCCAAAUGCUAAAAUAAAUACCAUACUUUCGCCGAAUCCCAAGGAUAAACCAAACAUAAACAUCACAUUUCGAGAUGGAAAAACCAUGGAUUUCGAUGCGAGUACGAUGAAGAUAAACGAAUUACUAAGACCCGUAGAAAAGCACAUCCGCAAACUACGAGAACAAGAAGAUAUCGGCUAA